AUGGCGCUUUUAUUCGUCAAGCAAAGAUUCUUUCCAGGCCAGACCAACCGCAAAUCAAAAGAUAGCAGAAAGCCACUCCUCUCUCCCGAGGACUCAGAUACCCUCCACGCCUCCGACUCAGACCUCGAAUCGCAACGCUCCUAUAGCACAUUCCACAACACAUCUAACCUCGAAAACGACGAUAAUGAUGGUAACGACGCCAACAGUACUUCCAGUGGCAGCACACGCGCGCGCAUCAACCCGCGCAUCGUCGCGGACGCAAUUUUAGGUCUUUCAGAUGGAUUGACGGUUCCGUUUGCGCUGAGUGCAGGUUUGUCUGCGCUGGGGAACACCAAGGUUGUUGUUCUGGGAGGGUUGGCGGAGUUGACGGCGGGUGCGCUUUCGAUGGGAUUGGGUGGUUAUGUCGGCGCAAAGAGUGAAGCAGAGUCGUAUGAAACCACCGUGCGCGAAACAAAAGAAUUGAUCGAAACCUCGCCCAUCGAAACUGGUGCCAUUGUGCACAACAUUUUUGCCUCCCACGGUAUCCCCUCCGACGUCGUCAGCCAAAUUAACGCUUCCCUGCAUGCUUCUCAUGACCGCCUCCUCGAGUUUCUCAUAACCUUUCACCACAAAGAAUCGCAACCGGACUGCAACCAAGCAUGGAUCUCGGCCAUUACCCUGGCCAUUUGUUAUUUUGUCGGCGGAUUCAUCCCGCUGAUUCCGUAUUUCAUUUUCAACCAGGUUCUGGUCGCGCUAUACUAUAGCAUCGGCGUGAUGGCAGUGACGUUAUUGGCAUUUGGAUAUAUCAAGACGUGCAUCGUGCGUGGAUGGAGUGGACGGGAGAACAUCGUCGCUGGUAUCCGGGGAGGAAUUGAGAUGUGUUUUGUCGGUGGUGUCGCUGCUGGUGCUGCUAUUGCUCUAGUGAGGUUGAUUGACACCGCCUAA
Aspergillus ruber CBS 135680 is the source of this 924-nucleotide messenger RNA. Its product is annotated as VIT1/CCC1 transporter family protein. Gene Ontology annotation, biological process: intracellular manganese ion homeostasis. The transcript is spliced from 3 exons. Lineage: Eukaryota; Fungi; Ascomycota; Eurotiomycetes; Eurotiales; Aspergillaceae. Gene Ontology annotation, molecular function: manganese ion transmembrane transporter activity; iron ion transmembrane transporter activity. The coding region runs from base 1 to 924 and encodes 307 amino acids. The record is from RefSeq and is a predicted model, not a curated record. Gene Ontology annotation, cellular component: fungal-type vacuole membrane.